Arabis nemorensis is the source of this 237-nucleotide messenger RNA. NCBI's taxonomy places the organism in Eukaryota, Viridiplantae, Streptophyta, Magnoliopsida, Brassicales, Brassicaceae. The record is from the annotation of a GenBank genome assembly.
AUGAUUUUUUUCUCAUCAUUCACAGACGGUGUCUCCACCAAUCAUCUUGUGACACUAUACGAGAGAAAGUUGGGACGGGCACUUGACAAGGUUCUCAAGUUGCAAGGCCAUGUGGAGUCGUUAAAGAGCUCGUCGGAUGAGCUAGCGGCUAAGGCGGAACAAGCCUGGCUGAGGGAUCGGGAACUCGAAGAAGAGGUCGUCGCUGUUCAGUCAGAAAAGUCUUCAUUGGAAACCUAG